Molecule: messenger RNA, 1089 nt
Organism: Phytophthora sojae
Lineage: Eukaryota; Oomycota; Peronosporomycetes; Peronosporales; Peronosporaceae
Exons: 1
Coding region: 1-1089 (362 amino acids)
Cellular component (GO): membrane
Molecular function (GO): hexosyltransferase activity
Source: RefSeq, a predicted model, not a curated record
AUGGACCAUGGCGCGCAUCGCCAUUUGACGGAGGCCGCGACAUUUGCCAUCGUGAGUACUGACGAAUUUGACGAAUACAGUAAGGAAGUGGUGCAGCGAAGACAAGAGGAGCUCGAGUUGCCCAGAGACUGGGAUAUCCUGACGUGGGCGCAGCAGCAACAAGAUACAGGGGAUAAGGCCGAUAAGGCCUCGUCAAGUGGAGAGGCUGACGACGUGCAGCUUGUAAUUGGGGUCAAGACUGCCGUUCUGUCAAACUUCCCUCGUCGCCAGGCUAUUCGAGAAACUUGGGGGAGACAAGCGCCUCUGUCCAAAGUCAAGGUUUUGUUUCUUGGUUGCAAUCCCAACAUGCUUGGUAUCGACGAUGAGAGACAUCGACAGCUCUUCAGAGAUGCGGUUGCGCUAGAGAAGGCAGCAUACGGCGACUUGCUGACGGAGGAGCUGGACUGCCAAGACGCGUAUGAGCUCCUUCCCGACAAGGUGACGAAGUUUUACCACUUUGCAGCGAUAAAUUUCCCUCAAACUUCGUACGUGAUGAUCGCAGAUGAUGAUAUUUAUCUACGGGUCGAUAAACUGGUGAAGUUGCUCGACGGAUUGGAUAGCACGAAGCGCGUAUACUUGGGUCAGGCGUGGAAUUCGGUAUUCAGCAGAGCGUCGACCCCCGUUCGAGAGGAAUUUCACAAAAACUAUCUGCCAAUGGAGCAAUAUCCCAUGAGUCAGCUUCUGCCGUACGCGUUUGGGGCCCACCACGUCAUUUCAAUGGAUUGUACUCGCUUUAUUUCAAAGAACUAUUGGCGACUGCGAGGAAUGAGCGGACUGGACGACGUGAGCGUGGCGCUGUGGCUCUUGACGAUGCAAGUUCGUUUGAAACAUACCCAGACGUUCGCGCAUCUCACGACUCAGGCGUGCAAAAACACCUUAAUCUCAUUUGCCGAGUUGUCGCCGCUGGGCAUUCGAGCGAUUCACACAAACCUUCUCCGUGGGAAUGAGUUUUGCGACGACUUCGAUCGCACGGCGUCGAACGAAUAUAAGGCGCUCUCCCCGCUAGAAAUUCUGGCCACGCAGGGCUUAACAUCCUCUGCGGCCAAUUGA